This is a messenger RNA of Penicillium soppii, 804 nucleotides long. Its product is annotated as SUR7/PalI family protein. Gene Ontology annotation, cellular component: plasma membrane; cell cortex of cell tip. The transcript is spliced from 3 exons. The record is from RefSeq and is a predicted model, not a curated record. NCBI's taxonomy places the organism in Eukaryota, Fungi, Ascomycota, Eurotiomycetes, Eurotiales, Aspergillaceae. The coding region runs from base 1 to 804 and encodes 267 amino acids. Gene Ontology annotation, biological process: fungal-type cell wall organization.
AUGGCCAAUCCGGAUAUCAAGGGUCUAUUCCCAACGGUGACGGUAUUCAUCGCAUUUAUACUCACCUUCCUGUGUCUCUUCGCAGGGACACAAAGGAGCUUCCUCAAUGGCGCCGAUAUCCUAACGCUAUACACCCCGGAAGGCAGCACCGACAGUGCAGCGCGCGAUUUCUAUUCCAUCCACGUCAUGUCCUACUGCCAGGGAACACUGGGGACAACCGACCCUAGCGCGGGAGUCACGCGCAACGUGACCGAGUGCUCGCACCGCACAAUACUCUUCUCGUUCGACCCGACGCAAGACUGGCCGAAGGUCACCCACGGCCCGGCGCUGGAGUGGCCGCGCGUGAUCAGCGACGACUUCCAUGCGUUUAGAACAACCACCCGGUCCAUGGCCGUGUUAUACUGCAUCGGCGUUGGCGCGAUGGGCGCGGCCCUCCUCGUAAGAUUAUGGACGACAGCUACUCCCCGGGCCGGACAGGGCUUGCUAGAAUUUGGAUUCAUGGUGGUCAGCACGGCGUUUCCCCGGAAUACGACAGUGGCUGACGUGAACCAUUUUCAGCUCGGAUCUUUCAGUAUCAACAUCGCUUCUAUUAUUGCGACGGUCAUCGCCUUUGAGUUCGUUGCGUUGAUUAAUGCCCAUGGCGAGGGUUCAAACGUGUCAGCAAAGUAUGGCGAGAAAUUCCUCGGGAUGACUUGGGCCGCGGCGGGGCUGUUACUUGCAGGUAGUGUUGCUUGCUUUGCGAAUGUGUUUGUUCGGCAGGCUGCACCUGCACCUGCACCCGUCGAAAAGGACAUAGAGGGGUAA